Malassezia restricta is the source of this 1470-nucleotide messenger RNA. RefSeq names its product 2-methylcitrate dehydratase. The coding region runs from base 1 to 1470 and encodes 489 amino acids. Gene Ontology annotation, molecular function: 2 iron, 2 sulfur cluster binding; 2-methylcitrate dehydratase activity. The transcript has a single exon. Gene Ontology annotation, cellular component: mitochondrion. Lineage: Eukaryota; Fungi; Basidiomycota; Malasseziomycetes; Malasseziales; Malasseziaceae. The record is from RefSeq and is a predicted model, not a curated record.
AUGGCUGUUGCAGCGGGCGUCGGUAAAGGCGAAAGCAAUGUGCGCCCACCGCCUGAUCAAGUGAUGCAGGAUAUGGCCGAUUAUGUCCACAACUACGAUAUCAAGUCCAGCACCGCUUACAAUACGGCCCGUAUGUGUCUAUUGGACUCACUGGGCUGUGGUAUUGAAGCUCUGCGCUUUCCUGCUCCGCGCGCGGUGUGUGGCCCGGUUGUCGAGGGCACGACGGUGCCGAAUGGCGCCCAUGUCAUCGGCACCAACUACGUGCUCGACCCCAUUCGCGCUGCCUUUAACAAUGGCGCGCUCAUCCGCUGGCUAGACUUUAACGACACAUGGCUCGCUGCCGAAUGGGGACACCCCUCGGACAAUCUCGGUGCCAUUCUCGCUGUCGCAGACUGGGUCUCUCGCACGAACGUAGCCAAGGGCAAAGCGCCACUGACCGUGAACGACGUGCUGACUGCAUGCAUCAAGGCGCACGAAAUCCAGGGAAACAUGGCCAUUGAAAACAGCUUCAACCGUGUAGGCCUGGACCACGUCGUGCUGGUCAAGGUUGCCAGUGCUGCUGUUGUAUCCAAGCUGCUAGGCCUAUCGCGUGAUCAGACAAUUGAUGCGAUCUCACACGCCUUUGUCGAUGGCCAGUCGCUCCGCACGUACCGCCAUGCUCCGAACGCUGGAUCGCGCAAGUCAUGGGCGGCCGGUGAUGCCUGUGCGCGUGCCGUGAACCUCGCCCUGCUUGUGCAACGUGGCGAAGGCGGCUACAACUCCGUGCUGACAGCCAAGACAUGGGGUUUCUACGAUGUCUUGUUCAAAGGCCGAGAAUUCCAGUUCCAGCGCCCAUACACGUCGUACGUGAUGGAAAAUGUGCUUUUCAAGCUGGUGCCAGCCGAAUUUCACGCUCAGACGGCCGUGGAGGCCGCAGUGCAGCUGCAUGCGAAACUUCGUGAGAUGGGCAAGACGAGUGACGACAUCAAGAGCAUCAAGAUCCGUACGCAGGAAGCAGCGAUCCGCAUCAUCAGCAAGCAGGGUAAGCUGAACAACUAUGCUGAUCGUGACCACUGUAUUCAGUACAUGGUGGCUGUCCCACUCAUUAAGGGCAGCUUGGAGCCAGGCGACUACACAGACGAAUUCGCCGCGGAUCCACGCAUUGAUGCCCUGCGUGAGAAGACCACAGUGGAGGAGGAGCCCCGCUAUACGAAAGAGUACCUUGAGCCGGAGAAGCGCUCUAUCGGAAAUGCCGUGUCACUCGAGCUCAAUGACGGUACCAAGAUCGACGAGAUUGCUAUUGACUACCCCGUUGGGCACGCUCGUCGCCGCGACGAAGCUGUGCCCCUCAUUGCGAGCAAGCUCCGAAAGCACCUAGACGGCAUGUACAGUGAUGCUGAGAAAGAAAAGAUUCUCUCGCUUCUAACGGAUCACGAGCGCCUCGUGUCCAUGCCAGUGAACGAGUUUAUUGACCUCUGGACUCGUCCGUAG